ACAAAUCUGCGGCAACUGUGUGAUGCCAUCAUGUCAAUAUGGACCAAAAUCUCUGAGGAAUGUUUCCAGUACCUGGUUCUGAAGGCAAAAAGAGGAUCCAACUCGGUACCAGUAAGRUGUACUUCAUAAAGUGGCCGGUGAAUGUACAGUAUAUAAAUUUACAUAUACACACACACAGUGUGAGUCAAAAGACUCAGGACACCCAUUUAUUUCAGAAACAAAAAUAAAAUAUCUGAAUCUCCCAUCAAGUACUGGGUGAGGAGACCUAUCUGUUAGACUUUGUCCAGAUUAUUGCUGCCAUCUUGGAAGCCACCAUACUGGGUAAAAGUUUUUUUCCCCAACAGGAAGCUGGUCCUUUAGUAAACCAGAGAAGACCAGAAAAGUCUCAGAAAUUAAUUUCCUUUCAUGGUUCAAAAGUUCUCACCACAAAAAUCUGCAAGAACUGGGAACUUUGUUUUUGUAUGAUGUGUUCAAGGUGCUGUCCCUGGUGCUGAACAGUGUGUCUCAGGUUCAGCACCAGGGACAGAGACACCGAUCUGUCUGGAUCAGCAGACAUGCUGCACUGCUGUUGGAUCUGGGCUCCAUCAGAACAUGUGUUGUUCACAGAUCUGAUUGAAUAAUCAGGAUGGUUGGAGCUUGAAGGCAAAGAGGCUGAAUAUAUGAACAAACAUCACAUUUCAGUUUAUAUUUAGAUUUAUUUCAUAAAAGAUGUUUCCUUCCUUUUAUCUGCAUUAAUCUCAAGUAUUCUGUGGUAGUUCAUCACAUAAUCAACCUUAAAUUCAACACCUCAGCAGAAAGAAUAGAAAGAUUUACUGUCAAACUGUAAAACAGCUGUGGUCUGUCUGCUGCAGCUCAAACACUGAAUCAAAAGUCCACCUGUCCUUGGUCUCCCAGCAUCAAAUUAUUCUGUGUCACACAACUGCAUCACUUCACAUGCACACUACAACACACAGGUCUCAUUGUGUGAUUUAACACACAGAAGAUAAGAACGAACAUUAACCCUCCACACAACCUCUGUGAGUUGAAGGGUUCACUGAAUGCUUUGAGAAAAUCUGUCUUAUGAUUUAGGAAUAUUUGGAAUUAAUGUUUUUUAUCAUUCUUUGUUUGGACAUUUUUAACCCUCUGUUGGACCCACAAUGAGGUGGACUCAAGGAAUAAAGACAAACAAUCAGUAAAAAUCAAACGGGCAACAGAGUAAGAGACAUGAAGAGGACAUUGAAACAAUUCAGGACUAAUAAGAGUGAGGAAAGAGACAGAAUAAAGCAAGAAAUAAAGAGAAUAAUUCAGGCAGCUGGACUGAUUGGACAUGAUAACAGGUGAAUUAUUGACUUAGAGAAAACACAGAAGAGCUGACAGGGAGGAAAUGACACAGGGAGCACAAACAGUUCACAGGAAACAGAGAUGCUAACACCCUCCUGCUGUCCGCUGGUUAAAAUAAGCCACAAGGACUCCGUUUUAGUGAGUCUUUUUGACCCAAGGGCAGCAGGAGGGUUAAACAGAACAUUAAACAUUGGGGCUGAAAUCCUUUUUAUAUCUCAAAACUAUGACUUAGUUUAAAAUUAUACGGUCAUAAGAGUCAUAAUUUUAAGACAACAUAUUAAUGAGAUUAAUUCAAGAUUUUGAGAUUUCAUAAUUAUAAGAGAGCAUAAGUCAGCAUUUUAGGUAGGAACCUAUUUCCUUCCAGGUGCUGGAAAUAGUGUCUUAAAUGACUGAAUUUAACCAAAAUGAUCUGAAAUAUUAGGUUGUUGUUGUUUUUUUUGUCAAAUGUAAUAAGCAAACACCUUUCACUUAUACAGGUAAUAUCCAAACAGCAAGCAUAAAAGUAAUAAUCUGUUAAACUCCAUGAGUGGAAUGUUGUUUUUCAUGGUUUGAUGUUAAUUAUUAGUCUAAUAAAUAAAGUGCUGAAUCUGCCGGUGGUCACAGCUGACCAAAGUUCCCAGGUAACGUUCCAGUUUUAACCUCAUGUUGGUAGAAACGGUGUGGAAAACACCUCCAGCUGCAGGUGAAGCUGCAGAUCAGAGCAAGUUUCAGGUUCAACAGAGUCUUUUUUCUGAGGGAAGAGAUGGAGACGGUUUCAUCUGACAGAGUGACCAUCAACAACCCAGCAGACAUCACUGUCAUCGUUGGAUAUUUCCUCAUGGUUAUUGGUGUUGGAGUUUGGUCCAUGUUUCGGACCAACCGUGGGACGGUGGGAGGAUAUUUCCUGGCAGGACGCUCCAUGGCCUGGUGGGCAGUGGGUGCAUCUCUGUUUGCCAGUAAUAUCGGCAGCGGUCACUUUGUGGGUUUGGCUGGAACAGGAGCAGCUGCUGGCAUCGCUGUAGGAGGGUUUGAGUGGAACGCUCUGUUCAUCGUCUUGUUGCUGGGAUGGCUCUUUGUACCCGUGUACCUCACAGCUGGGGUGAUCACAAUGCCCCAGUACCUGAAGAAGCGGUUUGGUGGGAGCAGAAUCAGCCUCUAUCUGUCUGUGAUCUCCCUGUUCCUGUACAUUUUCACCAAGAUCUCAGUGGACAUGUUUUCAGGAGCUGUGUUUAUCCAGCAGGCGUUAGGCUGGAACAUCUAUGUGUCCGUCAUCGCUCUUCUCCUAAUUACAGCUCUGUACACCGUUACAGGUGGCCUUGCAGCUCUGAUGUAUACUGACACAUUUCAGACUUUUGUCAUCAUUGCUGGGGCUUUUGUCCUUUCUGGCGUCUCCUUUUCUAAAGUUGGAGGCUUUGGCGUUCUGAUGACCAAAUAUUUAUCCUCUAUGCCAAAAAACACCUCCUCCUUGGACCCCCAGUAUUAUAACAUCUCCACUUCGUGCUACACCCCCAGGCAUGAUGCCUUCCACUUGCUGAGGAACCCGACCACAGGGGACCUUCCCUGGCCUGGGGUGGUGUUUGGGAUGACAAUAGGGGGAAUCUGGUACUGGUGCUCGGACCAGGUGAUUGUACAGCGGUGUCUUGCAGCUCGUAGUCUCACCGAUGUGAAGGCCGGCUGCAUUGUGUGUGGCUACCUCAAACUGCUCCCGAUGUUCCUCAUGGUUUUCCCUGGAAUGAUCAGUAGAGUCCUCUAUCCAGAUGAGGUUGGUUGUGUGGUUCCUGAGGAAUGCCAGAGGAUUUGUGGAACUGAAGUGGGCUGUUCUAAUAUUGCUUAUCCUAAACUGGUGGUUACAGUCAUGCCUGACGGUCUGCGAGGCCUGAUGCUGGCUGUGAUGUUGGCUGCGCUCAUGUCCUCUUUGGCCUCUAUCUUUAACAGUAGCAGCACUUUGUUUACCAUGGACAUCUGGACCCGCUUCAGACCACAGGCUACUGAGCGUGAGCUCAUCGUUGUAGGCAGAGUCUGGGUUCUGUGCAUUGUAGCCAUCAGUAUCUGCUGGAUCCCAGUGGUUCAGGCCGCUCAGAGCGGUCAGCUGUUUGAUUACAUCCAAUCAGUCUCCUGCUAUCUGUCUCCCCCUAUUGCCUCUGUCUUUCUGCUGGCUGUGUUUGUCAAGAGGGUCAAUGAAACGGGGGCUUUCUGGGGCCUGAUAGGUGGUCUGGUGAUGGGUUUGUGUCGGAUGUUGCCUGAGUUUUGGUUUGGGACCGGCAGCUGCAUUUUCCCCUCUCACUGCCCUUUCCUGGUGUGUGGGAUCCAUUAUUUGCACUUCGCCAUCAUUCUGUUCUUCUGCACGUCAGUUCUGGUGUUGCUGGUCAGCUGCUGCACUGAGCCCAUAGACGAUCAAUAUCUCCAUCGUCUGGUGUUCAGUCUGCGUCACUCCAAAGAGGAGAGGAAAGACCUGGACUGGGAGCAGGUGGAGAACGAAAAGAGAGCUCAGAAGAAAGCCACAGAGAUGAGCGAGAGUAACAAUACAGUUACAGAAGCCAAAGAAGAAAAGUGUGGUGUCUGUCAUCGGCUCGGUGGUUUCUUUGGACUGGGUGGUGACUCACAGGUUCAUGACCAAGCAGAGCCUGAAGUCCCGGAGCCACAGAUGCCUGACAUCAGCGAGGCCCCGGUGUGGAAGAACACCGUAGACGCCAACGCUCUCAUCAUGAUGACUGUUGCAGUUUUUAUGUGGGGAUACUUUGCUUGACAAGGUCUGUUUCCUGAAAACACGUGACAAGUUUCAGUAAUGUACUUUAGAUUGAAUCACUUUAUUAAAAUACUGAAGUCAGCCUC
Austrofundulus limnaeus is the source of this 4131-nucleotide messenger RNA. RefSeq names its product solute carrier family 5 member 2 (gene slc5a2). The transcript has 15 exons. The record is from RefSeq and is a predicted model, not a curated record. NCBI's taxonomy places the organism in Eukaryota, Metazoa, Chordata, Actinopteri, Cyprinodontiformes, Rivulidae. Gene Ontology annotation, biological process: sodium ion transport; transmembrane transport. Bases 2063 to 4045 code for a protein of 660 amino acids. Gene Ontology annotation, molecular function: D-glucose:sodium symporter activity. Gene Ontology annotation, cellular component: plasma membrane.